CUACUCUUCAAACAAAAGGAGGACCAUUGACCUCAUGCAUACACAUAGUGAAAAGUCAGACUCACCAGGGCCCCUGCCCUAACCAGUUCAAGUGUAUUUGUUUCAGGGACAGAGGAGGUAGCAUUUAAAGGAUUUUGCCACCAUCAACAAAAAGGGCAGCACAGGUUGUCUAUUUCCCUUUUGCCUCUUAACAUCUCUCUCUCGUUCUCCACUCUCUCACUCCCUCUUUCCACCGAGAAUAAGCAACGAGGGAUUUGCCUCAGAAGCAACAAGUGUAUAUCUCCUUCCUGCAUAGUCACAGCAUGUAUCAGGAUGUACAGCUUUAUGGGCGGCGGCCUGUUCUGUGCCAUUAUUGGGAACAUCCUAAUAGUGGUUUCCACAGCGACAGACUAUUGGAUGCAGUAUCGCCUCUCAGGCAGCUAUGCCCACCAGGGCCUGUGGAGGUACUGCAUGGCCAACAAGUGCUACAUGCAGACAGCAAGUAUAGCAUACUGGAAUGCCACACGGGCAUUCAUGAUCCUAUCGGGAAUGGCGUGCUUUGCGAGCAUCAUGGCAGGCAUCCUCUCAUUUGCCCAUUUUUCUGCCUUUGAGAGAUUCAGUCGUUCCUUUGCAGCAGGAAUCAUGUUUUUCAUCUCCACUUUGUUUGUGCUGCUGGCUAUGUCGAUCUACACUGGCGUAACCCUAAGCUUUCUGGGCAAGCGGUUCAGAGACUGGCGCUUCUCCUGGUCCUACAUACUGGGAUGGGUGGCCAUGCUCAUGACCUUCUUUGCUGCCUCUUUGUAA
Molecule: messenger RNA, 783 nt
Organism: Sinocyclocheilus anshuiensis
Lineage: Eukaryota; Metazoa; Chordata; Actinopteri; Cypriniformes; Cyprinidae
Product: lens fiber membrane intrinsic protein-like
Exons: 5
Coding region: 313-783 (156 amino acids)
Cellular component (GO): plasma membrane
Molecular function (GO): structural constituent of eye lens
Source: RefSeq, a predicted model, not a curated record